UCGUGGUAUCUAUUCCCGCAAGACUAUUAACAGGUUGAUAAGAUAGCCAGUAGUCUAAUAAGCAAACAUCUUCAAGUGUCUGUCACACUUAACUGUCAACAGCAGAGUGUUCAGUGAUCUGACUGAAAGUUUCGCUUUUUGAUCAAAAUCAGCGUUAACGCAGAAUGGUAGGUUCACAAGAAAUCCUGAAGGAGCCAGCUGACUUUGGGCCACUCCCAGUUAUAGGGACAAGACAUUGGCAAGCCUUGAUGACAUUUCUGAGUUUGGUGAUCGCCUACUCUAUGAGAGUCAACCUGUCUGUAGGGAUCGUGGCCAUGACUGACAAUACAGAAGCCAAUCGCUACAUACCGGUAUUGCCAUGGGAUAGCUCCACAAAAGGCAUCAUCUUGAGUUCCUUUUUCUGGGGAUAUUUAAUCCUGCAGAUUCCAGCCGGUCUGAUGUCCCGCAAAUUUGGCCCUAAAUACCUGCUGUUCUGGGCUACAAUCGUCUGUUCUGCUCUAACUCUUCUUGUUCCAUAUAUUGCCGAGAACUUCAGCUGGGUAGUAUUAUGUAUGACCAGAGUGGCCAUGGGUCUUGUUCAGGGGGCUUUCUAUCCAUGUGUCAACGCCCAUACUUCCAAGUGGGCCCCUCCCCUGGAGAAAAGCAGGAUAUUCUCGUUUGUGUUCGUAGGCAUUCAAUUCGGUACCUUUCUCACAAUGCCCAUAGCCGGGUACCUGGCCGCCAGUCCGUGGGGCUGGCCCAGUAUCUUCUACUGUACCGGACUGUGCGGUGUAUUGUGGUCUGUGGCCUGGCUCUUUGUAGGCGCCGACUCUCCGGACUCCCACCCCACCAUCAGCGACGGAGAGCGUCACUACAUAGUUUCUUCACUAUCACAAGUUUCUACUGAAAAUAGUCACUUUAAGACUCCAUGGAAGUCUAUUAUGACGUCAGUACCAGUUUUGGCUCUUAUCACCGUGCACUUCUGCCAGAACUGGGGCUACUGGAUGCUUCUCACACAGCUACCAAACUACCUAAGUCACGUUCUUAGUUUUGACUUAAAAAGUAAUGGGCUCAUAUCUUCACUUCCUUACUUGAUCAUGUGUCUACUGACUUUUGUAUUUUCCUGGGCUGCAGACUACAUCAACGCCAGACGUAUCCUGCCACUCAGCGCAUCUAGGAAGAUAUGGAACAGCUUAGCCCACUGCGGAGGUGCGGCUGCUCUUGUGGGAAUGUCGUUCAUCUCCAGCAGUGUCACUGGAGCUGUAGUUCUUCUCACCACAUCGGUGUCCCUAGGAGCUGGCAUCUAUAUGGGGUACCUGGCAACCGCCCUUGAUCUUUCCCCAAACUUCUCAGGUGUUCUUAUGGGUAUCGUCAACUGUCCUGGGCAACAUUUCAUCUUUCCUCGCUCCGAUGGUUACUGGUUUCAUAGUCAAAGACGAGGGAAUUUGAGCGCUAGAAAAAUGGGAGAAGUUGGUACAGGCCCUACCAAUGGCCUAUAA
Molecule: messenger RNA, 1478 nt
Organism: Homalodisca vitripennis (glassy-winged sharpshooter)
Lineage: Eukaryota; Metazoa; Arthropoda; Insecta; Hemiptera; Cicadellidae
Product: putative inorganic phosphate cotransporter
Exons: 9
Coding region: 165-1478 (437 amino acids)
Biological process (GO): monoatomic anion transport; transmembrane transport
Cellular component (GO): plasma membrane
Molecular function (GO): transmembrane transporter activity
Source: RefSeq, a predicted model, not a curated record